AAUUCAUAGUUCACCAACUUAGCCAUGGCAGCUUUUAUAAAACCCUAAUUUUUUUUUUAAACAAACUCAUGUUUAGUACACAAAAGAAAAGCAAAGAGAUCUCCAUGUUUUUCUCCAACAUGUCUAAAGCCAAUGUAAGGAAACAUGUUAUGGAGAAGAAAGGAAAAGAAAAGCCAAUGGAAAGUCCAGUGCCGUCGAAGAACUUGAAGAAAAUCUACCCUAUCGGGUUUCAACGAAGUAGCUCGUCUUUGUCGUUGUCGUCGUUGUCGUUGUCUUUGUCGCAGAACUCGAAUGAUUCAUCGAUUACAGAUCAUUCGAGUACUACACCGUUGGAGCAAAGGAUUUCGUUAGCUCUUAGCUUGAUCGCGCCUCAUCAUGAACAGAGAGAGUUCGUCCCGAUUGUUAAAAAUGUGCGACAAAGUCGACAACCACAACAACAACAAGAACAUCCUAACAAUGGGGAACUUAGGAGAUGCCAUUGGGUUACAAAGAACAGUGAUAAAGUAUACAUAUCAUUUCAUGAUGAACAAUGGGGAGUUCCAGUUUAUGAUGACAACCAAUUAUUCGAACUCCUUGCCUUGUCCGGUAUGUUGAUGGAUUACAAUUGGACCGAAAUUUUGAAAAAAAAGGAACUUUAUAGAGAAGCUUUUGCUGGGUUUGAUUCUGAAAUUGUUGCAAAAAUGGGGGAUAAAGAAAUCAAUGAGGUAUCAUCAAACAAAGCUAUUAUGUUGGUUGAGAGCAGAAUAAGGUGCAUAAUACACAAUGCCAAAUGCAUACAAAAGAUUGUGAGAGAAUAUGGAUCUUUUAGUAGCUUCAUGUGGGGUUAUGUGAAUCAUAAACCCCAAAUUAACAAAUACAAGUACCCAAGAAAUGUUCCUCUUAGAACCCCAAAAGCUGAAGCCAUUAGCAAGGACCUAUUGAAACGAGGAUUCCGAUUCGUUGGGCCAGUCAUCGUUUAUUCAUUCAUGCAAGCUGCCGGGUUGACUAUCGAUCAUCUCAUCGGAUGUUUUAGACACAAAGAAUGUGUUGCCCUUGCCGAGAGACCUUGGAGACACAUUUAAAAACCUAUGUUUAUUCGGAUAAGGUAUGUGUCCGACAAGUAUACGGAUAGUUUGCUUUUAACAUCUUUACUAACUCUCUUUAAAUCUCUCUCUUCCACCUUUUUUGUAUAUGUAUACCGAUGAUUCAUAAAGCUUCAUGGCUUAUGUAAUUGUUUAACAUAUUCAAUUAAAUACAAAGCUUGGAUUUUAUUGUUUUAAUGAAA
This is a messenger RNA of Gossypium arboreum, 1264 nucleotides long. RefSeq lists its product as uncharacterized. Gene Ontology annotation, molecular function: DNA-3-methyladenine glycosylase activity. Lineage: Eukaryota; Viridiplantae; Streptophyta; Magnoliopsida; Malvales; Malvaceae. The transcript is spliced from 5 exons. Gene Ontology annotation, biological process: base-excision repair. The record is from RefSeq and is a predicted model, not a curated record. The coding region runs from base 69 to 1061 and encodes 330 amino acids.